CGACUAAUUUGGUUACACAGUACUUAAAGGCGAUAAUUUAAUCUCAUCGUCUUGCAAAGGAUUAAGAAACUCUUCAUCGUAUAGACAUUGAAAAUAAGUGUUUGGGAAUGGUGUUUAACAAUUACACUGUUAACCACUGAAAAUGCCUACACCUCAUUUAUCAAGAGCUCCAUCAAGACCAUCACCUGGAUAUGCUGGUGGAGAUGAGCUGUGUGAUACCAGCUGUCCAAUUGACUGGGAUACAAAUGUAGUGAAUUUUAUAUCCACUUGUCUACAUCCUGGUUUAGUUAGACGAACUUCAUCAUCAGCUGCUGCUGGGCAAAGCUUUGAUAAACCACAAUUUAAACGUCAACAUCGUCGAAAUUUUUCAACAGCUACUGCAGUCGGUUAUAGUCGACAUCCUGAUAUUCAGAAUACAAUUAAUCGUAUACCAAAUUCCAAUGUUUACAAUCAUUUCAAUGAUUAUCCGGCUGCUGCUCCAACCUAUUAUCAACGACGUAUACUAGGUCAUACACGUAAUAUAAGUGAUCCUACAUCUGGAUGGAAUUUUCGUGUUGUCACAAAACCACUUACUCUUGAUCAGCUAGCUGAAAGACCAUCAUGUAAUUGGGAGACUUCUGUUGACCAGGAGCCAGUUUUAUCGGCUCAAAAUCAUCAUGCAGUUCCAGAUGCAUCAUAUAUACCAGACGUAAAACCAGAAGCUUAUCCUUGUUUAAAGCCUCCUUCUCCUCCUCCUCAUUUGUCAACAAAUGAUCCAAUCGAUAAUUCCAUUAUGUGUAUAGGCGAUACGAAAACUCAUCAAACAACGAUAUGCACAAGUGAUGUUGAUAGUAUUGAUGAUGACGCUAAUGUUGUUGUUAAUGAUGGUGAUGGUGGGGCUUGUUUAUUCACUUGCUUACAAUCAUGUGCUAAUCCUUGUGUUGUACUCAUUGGAUUAUGUUUAACCAUGUUUAUGCAAACUAUGGUAGUAUCCGGUCUGAUGAGUAGUAUGUUUACCACAUUGGAGAGAAGAUUCAACUUAACUAGCCGACAAAUUGGUUAUAUGAUUAGUUGUUAUGAAGUAGCUGGUGUAGUCACUACAGUUGUCGUUAGUUUUAUCAACGGACAAAAACAUAAUCGUUUACGUGUUAUUGGCUUGGCAACUUUAAUUCUCUCUCUUGGUUUUGGAUUGUUCGCCCUACCGCAUUUUCUGGCUGGUCCUUACAGACCAAGUAUAUCGUCUAUUGAUGAAACUGUUUUCAAUAGUGAUAUUAAUAAUUAUAGUAUUGAUAGUGUUGAAAGCAAUCUGUCCCACUCAUCUCCUGCUUCUCAUCGUUAUCCUCUUCAUACUAAUCAAGAUUCAGAAGAUGGAAUUGAUGGACCGAUAUGUAUUGAUAGUAGACGGAAAGUUACUGCUUCGCCGCAUAUCGCUAUGCAAACUUCAUCGAUUAAUCAGACGAUUAUUAUGGAUGGUAGUAUUAUUCGUCCGGUAUCAUUAACGUCUACUAAUACGUUGGAUAUGCAAAAUGAUAAUAACAGUGAUUUAGACAGUUAUGAUAUUGUUCGAUCUAUGCUUUUUCCAACAUUUUGUGUUGCAAUGUUAUUAGCUGGAAUAGGCGCUAGUCCUUUGUAUGUAUUGGCACCAACAUAUUUAUGGGAUAAUUUAACUGAUAGACAAUAUCCAAUCUAUGCAGCUUUAUUCUACAGUGCUGGUGGAUUAGGACCUGCGUGUGGAUUUCUCGCCGGUGCUGGUUUCCUGAGUAUAUACAUUGAUUCACCAUUUAUGCUCCCACAGAAUGGUGUAGAUCGUAAUAGUCCAUUAUGGCUUGGUGCAUGGUGGCUUGGUAUGCUUGUUUGUGCUGCUCUAACUUUUAUUGUUGCUCUACCUGUAAUCUGUUUUCCAAAACGAUUACCAAUGCAGAAGAAGAUAUCAACUACACAAAUGGAUAAGGUGAAUAGUGUUGAUGAGACAUGUCCAUCUAUAGCUCAGUGUAAUAAUCAUAAUAUUUACAAUAAUAAUAAUAAUAACACCAACACCAACAACAACACUAAUACUGAUCACCACGAUCACAAUACAUACAUACAAUCACCACCACCACUACCAGCAGCAGCAAUAGCAAUAUCAUCACCAUUGGUAACCAAUGAAAAUCAGAAUAAUUUGAAUUUCCCGCCUACAUGUCCAAGUGUUCAAUAUCCAGAUUUAAGUGAAUUUAAACAACAACAACAACAAUCAUCAAAUUUAUUAUUAAUACCAGAUAUUAUUGAUGGUCAGGCAAAUGUUCCUAUUUCUUUAAAUUUAGACGAUAAUAAUUAUCCUCAUCCUCAUUGUCAUCCUCCUGCACCUCUUCCUCGUCCUCCUCUCCCAAAUCAAUAUUAUUGUUAUGAUAAAUUAGAUGAACAACAGAAAGUUAAUAGUCCGAUUAAUCUAGAACAAUAUGGUAAUAAUAAUAAUAAUUUUAUUGAUAUUGAAAACAUAAAUAAUAAUAAUACUAGUGAUGAUUUUGGAGUCUCUGUAAGUCCGUCAAAGAAACACUACACAUUUUGUGAAAGACGAGUAAAUUUGAAAAAGAAAAUUAAAGCAUUGUUACUCACUCUUCGUCGAGUAUUAACUAAUCCAGUAUGGUUAGGUGUAACAGUGAGUACUGUUGUUGAACAAUCGAUUGUUGCUGCAUUUUUAACAUUUGCUGCAAAAUAUAUUCAAAUUUUAUUUCAUGUACCAGCUUAUUUGGCUAGUAUUCAUACAGGUGCUGUAAUAGUUCCAAGUUCUCUGUUAGGCGUUUUAUCCGGUGCUUUAUUAAUGCGACAUUUUCGUCCAAGCUUACAUCGUACAUUAUUUGGAUUAUGCAUUAUGAUUGCAAUUACUGUGAUAACAAGUGUCAGUUUAAUGUCGAUUGGUUGUCAUUCUAGUCGGGUAGCUGGUAUCACAGCUACAUAUGAUGGGAAACGUUGGCCAUGGAAAAGUGGUCCAGGCUUUUUAAUCCCACCAAAUUUAACUGUCCCGUGUAAUCGAUUUUGUUAUUCAUCUGACAAUCGAAUAAUAAUACCGAGUCAUAAUAAUUUACACUUUCCUGAAUCAUCUCAAUGUUCCACACGGUAUUAUAAUCCAGUCUGUUGGACUGCUAUGAGUAAAACGCUGAAGGAGAAUACGAAGAAGAAUCCUACCACUGCCGCUGAUGCUCCUGCUGAGGUUACCGCUGCUCCUGAAUGUCAUGUUGGCUUCAAUAAUGACGAUGAUGAUGAUUCUGGCGAUAAUAAUAACAAUAAUAAUCAAAAUGAUUGUAGCUUUACAUCGUUAACAUUUUUUAAUCCAUGUUUUGCUGGAUGCAAAACGCGUGUUCAAGAUGAUCGAGGAGUUGUAAAGAAAUACUCUGAUUGUCAGUGUGUAACACCUUAUGCACUCAAUCCAUCUGGUUAUAUUUCAUCUACAUCGUCAUCUUUGUCGUCGACAUCAUCGUCUUCAUCAUCGAUAACCUCUACGACUGCUACUACUACUGUUACUAAUGACGGCAGUUUAGAUGAACUGUUCGUAAACAGUACUGGUGAAGUUUUACCUGGUCGAUGUAAACCAAAAUGUACACUGUAUGGUUUAUUCUUAGCUAUGCUAUUUCUGCAUAUUUUAUGCACUGGUAUCCUACAAAAUCCAAGUAAUGUGAUCACUUUAAGCUGUGUCUCAUCAGAGGAUGGUUCAGUUGCACUUGGAUUACAAAUAUUCUUCGUCAGAACACUCGCAUAUAUCCCAGCGCCUAUAUACUUUGGUCAACUAUUCGACUUGGCAUGUCAAUAUCGUCUUGAUUCAGUAAAUCAACAGUACUCCUCUACAGCCUCACCUUCACCAUCACCGUCAGUGUUAUUCAGUGAUCAACCGUCUAGUUUUAUCCAUCAAAAUGAAUCGAUAUCACCAUCAUCAUCGUCGUCGUCUUCUCUGCUGUUAUUACAAAAUUCCUUGUAUUCAUCUACACAGUCGGCUGCAGCCGCUUCACAUCAACUGAUGACAUCUGGUACUGGUGAUGGUGGUUGUCUUGAAUAUAAUCUUGAAGGAUUACCUUUCAUAUGGCUUGGAACUGUAUGCGCUCUGAAGGUGGUUAGUUUGAUUGGUUCGACAAUUACUUGGAGAUUAGCUAAGCGGCAAUUCAAUUUGAAUGCAAAACGUAAACAAAAAGAAGACGCUGAUAAAGAAGAAGGACGACAAGAAGAACAAGAACACAUGAACAGUAAAGAUCAAAAAGAAGAAGAAGGAGAGGAGGAGGAGGAGGAGGAAAGGGCAGGCGAAAAUAACAUCAGCCAACAGCAUAAAAUCAUUCCUGAUCCAAUCGAUCUGAUAAACAGCAAUAAUAAUUAUAAUUCAUCACCGGGUAUAGAACCAACUUUAAAUAGUCAAAUUUUCAAUACUCCAAAUAAUAAUAAUACCCAAGAGAUAGCAGUUAUCAUAUAAUUUGAGGGAUGUUUUUGCACUGUUUCGUUUUAUUGUCUUUUCUAGUUCUUAUGAUUAAUGCAACGGGUGGUAAAUAAAGUAAAGAUGUCAUUACAUAACACACUUGAGGGUAAUUGCCUGUGUUUUCCGCUUCUCCUAUUUUCUCUCUCCCUUUCUUCAUAUUGAUUGCAUAAUCUUCGUUUAUUAUAUUAAUUUUGAAAUAAUUUUGUAAAUUCUAUUUGUUUCUCUCUACUAGUGAUCGCAUAAUUAUGAUGAGGUUUGCUUUUCUUUUAUUUGUGGUGUGUGUGUAUAUAUAUGUGUAUUGAAGAUUCACAUGUAGAACUGCCUAAAGUGUCGUCGAUCUUGAAGUUGUCAUAUUACGUAAUGCUGAUUUCUACUCCAAUCUGUUGUGAUUGUCAUAUUUGUAUUACUGUAUCCACUCACACACACAUACAUACACACACUGAUAGACAAGCAGAUAGACACAAACGUAAAUUAAAUUCCUCUUAACAUUAGGAUUUUCGUUACUUUUAUGUGAGUGCAGAGGUGCACCUCGAUUCCAGGGCUUUUCUUGUGUGUGUGUGUGUAUGUGUGUAUGAAACUAUCAUGUGCCACUCGUGUUUUUUUGGAUGAAUAGGGGCUGUUAUGGUAGUCGAAAUUGCUCUCCCGUCAGAACUGACUCUCAAAAAAACACUCUGUGGUGCAGUUUUCUCUUCUCAUUGUUUCUCUGUGUUUGGGUGUAUGUGUCGUGGUGUCGUCCUUUCUUUAUUAUUAAUCAAGGCAAAUGUGUCUUUCGUUCAUAUAUCAAAGAAAAUUAAAAAUCAUUCUUGGAGAGAGAGGGGGUAGGAGAAGAACUGGCCAAAAUUAAGUGACCGACCAUGUUAUGAAUUCUUUUCACAGUUCAUCAUUCUUUAUCUGUGUAUAUCCAUCUGUGUACCUGUCUAUAGCUUAAACUCUUCAAUCCACCGGUGAUCAUAUCGAGAAAACUGUCUUUAUAUCCUCUCAGAUAUAUACAUAGAUGUAUAUUUACUUUUUCUGUGUGUGUUAAACUUACUACUCAAAAACUGUUACUAGUAGUAUUAUUAUUAAUGACGAUAAAAAUGAAGGAGAAAAAAUGGAAAACAUCAAUAAAGAAGACGUCAGUGUUCCUCUUUUUUGUUUUCCUCUUCGUCCAUUUAAUCUUCCUCUCUGUGUGUGCGUGCGUGUGUGCGUUUUUUGUGAGUGUUUUCACUUUUCCUUUUUUCUUUCUUUUGUAUGUACUGUUUACUCGUCUUUCUGUGAAUAAUAUGUGUAUGUAUACACGUCUGCAUAUAUGUAUAUGUUUACUGCUCUUUUCAUCCCUUUGAUGUUCCAAAUUGCGACGGGAGGGGUAGUGGACGUAGAAACCAGAUGUUUUGAACUAUCUAUCUAUCUAUGGAAGGGUUAGUAUGUUGCUUGCUAGUCGAGCGAGUAUUGGCAUAUUGGCAUAAUCCCAUUUUUAAGUUUUCCUGCAUUUAUUUCCCCCCUUUGAUGAAUUUGAAUAAAUCAAAACAAGUGAUCCAUUCAGCGAAGAGACUCUUUUCAACAAAUUUAUCAUUAAGUUGUACAAUCGUAUUUAUAUAUGGUUUUUAAGAAGUUAUAUCAGCUAAGGGAAUUGAAUA
Molecule: messenger RNA, 6030 nt
Organism: Trichobilharzia regenti
Lineage: Eukaryota; Metazoa; Platyhelminthes; Trematoda; Strigeidida; Schistosomatidae
Source: the annotation of a GenBank genome assembly